UAACCUAUAGCCGUGCAUCCUGAAUGAAAGUAAGUUUGGAUUCACAUGUUUAAAGCAAGGGCCUAUGAAUCUGCGUUUUAUGUACACACAUAUCUGGGAUUAUAUACUAGUUUGAUCACCACUAUGCUAUGAAAAUUCAACAUUAGCUGGUUUCUUUGCUCUUCAAAUCUUUCUACUUUUGAAGAGAUUCAAAAAUUGGGUUUUAAAAGAAAAGCAUUUCACACCAUUUCUCUCAUCUUUUAAUUAUCCAAACAGGUAAUUAGGGGCAAGAGAUUUCUAUUUAUUUUCUUUUCUUUCCAAAUCACCUAAUCUAAGCGGGUGGCUAAUGAAAAUUUCCAAAAUGUCCGUUAGACAAUCAUUGGGAGGGUUUGGGAUUUAAUCCUCUUCAAACCUUAAGAAGAACAAUUUAUUCUUUUGCUUAGAUACACGUUACGAAGAAUAAGUUGUCAAACACUUUUCAAAUUAACAGUAUAUUCUAAAAUCUUAUUUUGUAUUAGUCCCAUAACUAUUUAUCAUAUUCACCAGAAGGCAAACUCGUGCAGAAUCAUUGGCAACCCAUUUCAAGCAGCUCCUCCAGAGGCUGACUAACUUUGAGUUCUAUGGAUCCUUUUUUUAAAUUUUUUUAUUUUAUUUAAUAUAAUAUAUAAACAAUUUACUUUACUUUCAAGUUUGAAUCAAAUAGUUCAUUAUAUUUCUGGAUUUGUUAUUAAUUCAAUUUUUAACUUUGCCACAGGAUAAUAUGGAGUACAGGUUCACGAGUGUAUAAGAGAUUCACCUUGCCCUCCUCAGUGAUUAUGGCAUGCUGGUGUCAUAUGGGUGAUAUGUCUGAGGCAUCACUUUGUGUUCUACAAAGUGAUAGUUUGACAAUCUAUAAGACAACAGGUUCGUGAUAGAAGAAGGCCCAACUGCUCCUGGUAAAAAGCCCCUGGUAAAAAGGCCCCUGGUAAAAAGCCAACUGGUUUAGGUGCUGCUCCAACUGCUCCCACGUCCACUGUUGAUGCUUAUGAAAAGCUUCUUUCCUCUAUCCCAGAGUUCUCGAGCUUUGGGAAGCUUUUCAAGUCUUCGGCACCUGUGGAGCUUACAGAGGCUGAAACAGAAUAUGCAGUUAAUGCUGUUCAGCACAUUUUUGAUAGGCAUGUGGUGUUCCAGUACAACUGCACAAAUUCAAUUCCCGAGCAAUUACUGGAAAAUGUCACCGUUGUUGUGGAUGCUUCUGACACCGAGAAAUUUACUGAAGUGUCAACAAGGCCUCUAAGAUCUCUUCCAUAUGAUUCACCAGGACAAACAUUUGUGGUAUUUGAGAAACCAGAAGACAUUCUUCACUUCAAACAACUCCUCAAUGAAAAUCCAAGCCUACUUCUAAAACUAACACCUCAUGAAAACACACCACUUCAUAUCGCCACACAGUUUGGACACAAAAACAUUGUUGCUGAGAUUUACAAUCGGCAGCAGUUCCUCCUUGCUCAGCCGAACUUGGACGGAGACACACCUCUACAUGUCGCUGCGAGAGCUGGCCGCAUCUCCAUUGUUAGUUUUCUAGUCAACGAGCUGUUAUCUUUGUCUUAUGGAGACAUCGAAAACAGAGGAAACAGAGAGACUGAGAUUCUGAGGAUGAGAAAUAAGUGGGGCAACACAGUUUUGCAUGAGGCUGUGAGGAACCAUAAUCUCAGAGUGGCUGAGUUUUUGAUAAAGGUUGAUCCUGAGCUGGCCUGUUUCGAGAACAACACGGGUGAAUCCCCAUUGUAUCUGGCUGCUAGAGAUGGAAUGCUGGAAAUUGUGAAGCGCAUACUGAUGGCAGCUUGUUAUUCGGCUUAUGGCGGGUCAGAUGGCCAAACAGCUUUGCAUGCUACCAUCGUAGAGGGGAAUUUUGAUGCCAUGGAAGCCCUUGUUAGAGCGAAGCCAGAACUAAUAAAAGAAGCUGAUCAUCAUGGUAGAACCCCACUCUACUACGCAGCAUCUAUGGGAGACCGCAGGACAGUUCAAAGAUUACUUCAACUUCACACCGACAUAGUAUACAUGUCCGAUCAAGAUGGGCUGUCACCACUUCAUGUCGCGGCAUCCAGAGGCCAUACCAACAUAAUCAAAGAGAUCAUCCAAUGUUGCCCGGAUUCUGGAGAACUGCUGGAUUUAAGAGGCCAAAACACUCUUCACUUUGCAGUCCUCGGUGGAAAAUCUAGUGUUGUUAGGUACAUUUUAGAAACAACAGAGCUAGAGGGGCUUAUAAACCAGGCAGAUAAUGAUGGAAACACACCUUUGCACUUGGCUACCAGAGAGAGAAAAAGUUGGAUAGCACGUUACUUGAUUUGGGAUGAGAGAGUAAAUCAAAGAGCCAAGAACAACAUUGGCCAAACAGCCAUCGACUAUGAGGAGUCGAUUAGAAAGGCAUACUCGAGAUUUCCAAAGAAAUCAAAAAAUUGGAGACAACCUUGGUCCCUAAAUACAUUGACCACCAAAGAAAAGAUUCCCCCAAGCACAAGCAAGGAGGGAGCUGCAGCUGCAGCUGCUGCUGACAAAAUGGAAACUUACAAGCAAAUGGGUCACACCCUCUUAAUGGUAGCAACACUAAUUGCCACCGUCACAUUUGCAGCUGCUUUCACAAUUCCCGGAGGCUUCAACAACAACGUUGGCCCAGAUCAAGGGCAGGCACUUUUGCAAUCAAGCCUACAUCUUAAAUGGUUCCUUGUCUCGGACUCCAUCGCUAUGAGUUUCUCUGUGAUUGCAGCUUGCAUACUCUUCUGGGGAGCUGUUAUUGCCGAAGAAACCUAUUUCUACUACUUUGCUAGUGCCACUGUGCUUACACAUGUUGCACUGUUUUCAACUGGUGUCGCCUUCACAACUGGCUUGAUUGCUAUUAUGCCCAAUCAACCGUUUGUUAGCAUCUUGUGUCGUAUAAUAGGGUCACUUUUCCAUGUCGGGAACUUCCUGUUUUUUUUCCGGUUGGCACAGAUUUUUUCUUUAGGGGAAGUUUGUCAGUUCUUGAUUUUUCGCCUCAAGACUAAAUUUAUCAAAAGAUGAACUCUUGCAAAUAUGCAUAAUCCCAAAUUGAUCAUUCCAUGUAAAUGUACAAAGCAGAACUAUUGGAAUCUGUGAUUUUGAUCUUUGAAUUCGUGAUAUCGAUCCAACUCUACAUGAUCCAAUACGGUGUGUGUCAGAGUUGGGGUUUUCAUUCUGACAAAAUUUUCAAAUUUGAAGACUUAUGGGAGAUAAUGACUCUACUGCUCCAUUUUAUUGUAGAAGCCGAAGAGGACUCCGAAUAGUUUUUUGUGCUCUUAAUAACGACAACUUGCUGUUUAGAAGUUUACUUUGACUGGAAUUGAUUAACAUUUUCAGAAUAAACUACACCAUUCAAGAACUUCAAGAAUGAAUGAAACAUAAACAAGUCUCAAACCUUGGAUACUCCAAUGCUUGAACAUCAUGAUUAAACUAGCGAGUUUGAAAUUUUGAAUACCACCACCACAUUGUUUGAUUAUGGCUGAGUGAAAAAUAAGAUAAUAUUUGAAGGAUUGUUUGUGACCGUUGGAUUGUAUUGGGAUGAUUCCAAAAAAUGACAUUCAAUAAUUCACAACAAUCUAGACAAGACUGUAAACGUAUCCAAAUACAUGUUGAAUUGAGAAUAAUUGGGAGACAAAAUCUUAAUAGGAAGCUCCAAAUGUCCCCUGGUUCAAUCUAGACCUGUCUAAGAGCAUCUCUAAUUCUUCAUCAAAUUCAAAUUUACUAACAAAAAAUGCUAAAAACGUACUCCAAC
Camellia sinensis is the source of this 3745-nucleotide messenger RNA. Lineage: Eukaryota; Viridiplantae; Streptophyta; Magnoliopsida; Ericales; Theaceae. The record is from RefSeq and is a predicted model, not a curated record.